AUAGCAGAAGGAGCACUUGUUAUUAUUCUCUACGAGUUUCUACUAUCAACUUAUUUCCCCUUGAUAUCAAAGAUUCUGGUGUCUACAAAGUCCGACACUAACCACUACCUACAACGUCUUCUAAUGAUUAUGAAUUACCACGUCGAACUCCACACUGACAGCGGUAAAAAUAACCUGUCACCAAGGAGAACUGGAUCCCUGAAGUACGCUGAAGAA
Molecule: messenger RNA, 216 nt
Organism: Cotesia congregata
Lineage: Eukaryota; Metazoa; Arthropoda; Insecta; Hymenoptera; Braconidae
Source: the annotation of a GenBank genome assembly